CUAGUGCGGACAUUUUCAUCAGGCACAUGACCGGACGUGAAACGCGUUGCGUGGAACCUUUUAUGGCAAUAAAACUUUCCUUAUGAAUAUAUCCUCACUAGUGAUUGGCAGCAGCACGAUUGGUCUCCCAUUUUUGGGAUCUUAUUUGGCGUUUGUUAAGGAGGCAGCAGCCGCUGAUAUUGGUUGAUAACGCUCGGAGGGUUUCGCCUCCAUUCACACGAUCAGAGUCCUCUCCUCGGUAUAAGAUGUCUGACAGUCAAGAGUUCCUGUCCACCAGCAGCACUGGGACUAUGUUCAGUUUCACCUGCUCCGGAUCUCUGUCACAUGACCGCUCUACCUCGGAGUGUUCUCUCAGGAACGUUCCGCAGGCAGUCUCCCUGGAGGAGCUCCGCUCAGAGCUGUCUCUACUGGGGUUCAACUCUGUUCCCCAACAAAGGCUUCUACAGUUCAAGCAGGACCUGGAGCAUCUGAUGCACAGCCGAGCGCCCCUGGAGGUUUCCUCAGGAUCUGCUGAAGACACCACAGGGCCCACAAAGGAUGGUGAAGGUUGGGACAAGCUCCCUGUAUGGUCUUCUCUAAAUCAGGAGCGUUCACUCCAAGCCCCAGCUCACAAUGACGACACAGAUUCCUACACUAAGCACACACUCAGAGUGGGUGCUCCGAAUACGCAAAAACCAAGGCCACCAGUUCUGACCCGUAAAGUCAUGCGCAGGAAAAGUGACGGUCAGCUGCAGGUGUGUGAUGAGUCCCAGCUGUCCAUGGAGACCGAUCCAGAAGGUUCAACAGUCUCUAGUGGAGAGUCCCGAGCGGUCAAGUCCUUUAUCCGUCUUCCACCAUAUUCCCUGCUGGAGCAGUACCGGCAGCGCUCAGACCCUGUAGGCCGCUACCAAGAAUACAAGCAGAGCUGGGACGCCUUCCAGGUGUCUGUAGAGAAAAGCAAGAAGGAACUACGAUGGGGAGUCAGAGAGAGGAUGAUGUCAGCCCCACCCAUGCCGCUCCCCCGGGCUCUACCAACGCCCAACUCAUACGUGAUCCCCACAGAGAAGAAGAGGUACGGCCUACGAUGGGCCAUCCGACAGGACCUGGUGCAAGGAAACCUUCCAGGAGGGGGCUCCUCAUAGGUGGCUGCAAUCCUAAGACACGUCUUCAUGUAGUUUGCUGCAGUCCUCAGGCACGUCUUCCUGUAGGUUGCUGCAGUCCCCAGAAGCGUCUUCCUGUAGGUUGCUGCAGUCCUCAGGCACUUCUUCUUGUAGGUUGCUGCAGUCCCCAGAAGCGUCUUCCUGUAGGUUGCUGCAGUCCUCAGGCACUUCUUCUUGUAGGUUGCUGCAUUCUACAUGGAUUAUGUGAUAUCAGUGA
Molecule: messenger RNA, 1356 nt
Organism: Hyla sarda
Lineage: Eukaryota; Metazoa; Chordata; Amphibia; Anura; Hylidae
Gene: HYLS1
Product: HYLS1 centriolar and ciliogenesis associated
Exons: 2
Coding region: 246-1121 (291 amino acids)
Biological process (GO): cilium assembly
Cellular component (GO): non-motile cilium; centriole
Source: RefSeq, a predicted model, not a curated record